AUGAAACAACUUGAAGAAACCAUUGAACAAUUAGAAAAAAAACAUAAAAUCGAAAUCAAAAAUCUUGAAAACAAACUCAAAGAAAAAGAUGCUAAAAUUUUAGAAUUACAAAAUGAAAAUACAAGACUACGAACAAU
This is a messenger RNA of Racocetra persica, 137 nucleotides long. Lineage: Eukaryota; Fungi; Glomeromycota; Glomeromycetes; Diversisporales; Gigasporaceae. The record is from the annotation of a GenBank genome assembly.